GAGAGGAAAAGGAGGAGGAAAAGACAGGAGGAUUACAAGUGAAAAUGUCCAGCCCCUUAAUCCUAAAUGUAGGUAAAUGGGUAGACAAUUGCUCAAUAGAAGCCUUGUAUCAAUGCACUCUUUGCUGGAAAAAUAGGGUGCAGGUGCUGAAAUAAAAUAUAAAUAAAGUGAAAAUUACAUGGGUUUUCAACAUUCAAGACUGAACUGAGAAUUCAUAGGCAGGAAGUGUAUUAAUGUAAUACCCUUCAUUUCUGUGAAUGUUCUCCUCACUCAUGUACAUGGAUUUCCCAAUAUUUCUGCCUUCUGGCCUCACAGUUCUACAGAGUAUUUUGCAAGUUACUGCUACAAGCUCUGUUAAAUGACGGCUCACAAUAUGCAAACAAUGAAUGGUACUGUUAGAAUUUUCCUACAAAGGCUGGAUAAAAACCACUUGACACUUUGAAAAUAGGAAGUUCCAGGCAAAAGGCAAAGAAAGCCUUCGUCUUGUAACACUGCACUCUUCAACAGGGUUGGGAGUGCACUAGAGAAUUUCUACAGCCAUGGAUGCUCAGACAAACGUGAAAUCCAUCAUGGCGAAGUUUAGCAACAACCCAGCUGAGGAGGUGCACAACCGGCAAGUUAAAAUUGGAGGGCAGCCUUCUUUGGUCACAAAAACAGCAUUUGAGAAAUUUGCUCAACUGGAAAAUGCUGGCUUACCUGUCAAACCCAGCAGUUUAAACAAACCUGCACCUCUCAAAACUUCUGUGGGAGCAAAGCCUUCUCUUCACGAUGUCUCAGACAAGGAUUCAAAGCCAUCCUCUUUGAAAUCUAGUCCAAUAGCUAGCAAAGUUGCUGCACUGACCCAAGCGGUAAACAAAGACGCCAAUGAAAAACCUGGAUUUCCUAAGCCUUUGGGUCCCAAACCCAUAGAAGGACUAAAACAGGAACCUAAGCCGCUUUUUCCAAAGCCACCUGAAAACCGGUUAACUGGCUCUCUGCCUUCAAAAAAUGACACAAGACCACCAGGACCAAAGCCGAACUUGAAACUGAACCUCCAAGAAAGUGAAGCAAAGCCUGUGUUUCCCAAAGUCCUGGAAAAAUUCUCUGCUUCACAGGAAAAUAACCACAAAGCUCAGUUUCCAAAGCCACCUCUUAGGGAAAAACCAGGUCUACACCCCAUCCGCAAUGAAGAAGCUUCCAACAAAAAUGCACAUUUGAGCCGGGCACCUUCAAGUUCAGGAGGCCUCAAACCCAAAGUGAACUCAUUUCGGACUCCAAAAGAUAUUGAGGAAAACAACAACAAGGGAGUGGAUCCCGCUGUUAGCCCUUUCCCACCUUUGAAACAUGUUGUCAGUCAUCAGAACAACUUAACUGCAGUCCACCCAAAACCUUUGGCGCAGGAGAUCGAAGAAGGAAGGCCAAGUGUCACCAAGAACAUUUCCAGAUUCAAUCAAGAAGACUCAGGGCCAACUUCUGGUGCUCCUUCUAAUAAAUUUGUGAGUUCUGGCAAAGUGGCUACAACGGGACCCUGGGCCAAUAACUCAGAAAGGGAAGAGGGAUACAAGACUUUGCCAAAACGAAAGGCAUUACCUCCACUAUUCAAAUUAGGCCCACCUCCACAGAAACCCAGCAGACCUCCAACAGUUGACCUGGAAAGGUUUGGGAAAAAUAAGGAAGAAAGCUCUAACAAACUGCAAGCAUCCGGCUUACCUCCUCCACUUCCACCACCCAGUCCUGCCACACAAACUGCUACUCCACAACCACAGCCACCAGCUCCUCCUCUACCUCCAGGUUCCCACCCAUCAGCACAAGCUCCACCGAUCCUCCCUCCAAGAAACAUCAAGCCAAGACCGCAGGAAAAUGAAGAAAAUUAUGAUGAUGCAGAAUUUGUUUCGGGAGGAACAGCAGAUGGAGAUGAAAAUCAAAAUGAUGAUGGUGAAACGUAUGAAGACAUAAAUGAAAUGAGACCUACCGCUAAAGAGGAUGAAAAGAAAAAAGAGAAGGAGGAAAAGAAAAGAUCUGAUCAAGAGAAGAAAGAACAAAAAGAAAAAGAGAAAAAAGAACAAGAGACUAGAAAAAAGUUCAAAUUGGUGGGUCCCAUUGAAGUCAUUCACCAGGCAAGAGCUUGCACAGACUUCAAAGGAGGGAAGAAUGAUCUGUCGUUCAGACAAGGAGAUCGAAUUGAAAUAAUCCGCAUCACAGACAAUCCAGAAGGAAAAUGGCUGGGAAGAACACGAGGCUGCUAUGGCUACAUUAAAACAACAAUGGUUGAAAUUGACUACGAUUCACUAAAAAGGAAGCCACAAGCCUCCAUCAACAUUCGCCCAAGACAGCAAGACAGUGACCAAGAAGUGUAUGAUGAUGUUGGGGACCAGGACACCAUCAGCAGUGGAAGUCAGAGUACCACAGGAAUGGGAUUUCCGCCUCCUCCGUCCCCUGAUAUCUAUGAUGGAGUUGAGGACGAUGACAAUGUACCAACAAAGUCUGUGUCACAGGAUGAAGAUAAAGGUGAUUCCUGGAUUUUGAAGAUUUUGAAAGGAAAAGAUUUCCAAAAGAAAAGUGUGCGAGAGACAACUCCUAAAGAAGAUAAUCGAGGUUCCCCGGGUCCUACACAUACGCAAAUAGGAAGAGAAUCUGGAGACAGUGAUGUUUAUGAUGAUGUAGAGCCAACAGAUUUCCCUCCUCCUCCAAAAGAAACAAGCUUGGGGAUAAAUAUAAAGCCUUCAAGCUUUGGAAAAGCCAGAUCAGAUGAGCGUGAUUCACAAAAAGUAAAGAAGAUAGAAAAGGAAGAGAAAGAAUUCCGCAAGAAGUUUAAAUUUGAAGGUGACAUUCGUGUUCUUUACAGUACAACCAUCUCACGAGCACCAUCUCUGAAAAAAAGGGGCUCAAAGGACCUGCCAGUGAAGCCAGGAGAAUCUGUUGAUGUUAUCAAAAAUGUGGAUGAUACUAAAGUCUUGUGUAGAAAUGAAGAAGGAAAAUAUGGCUAUGUCCGAAGAAGCUGCAUAGUGAAUGAAGAUGACGAAAUCUAUGAUGACAUUGCUGACGGUUGCAUAUACGACAAUGAUUAGCUACAGACCUCUUCUCAGUCUGCACUUCAUCAUCUUGGAAUUUCCAUUUAAUUGAUAUGAGAAUGAAAUGUAUUACUUGUGCUGGUUGCUGUUGUAUAUGUAUAAAGUUUUGAUUAAAUUUCUCCAGAUGUUUCUGGGUUAUGAAGGAGACUUCACAAUGGGAGGAUGGCAUUGUUGCUGAGUUUGUCCCUCCUUUCCUUGACUGGGACCAUGGAUGAGAUUUCCAAUUGACCACAUUUUUCUCAGUACAAGUUCUUCCUCUCUUGAAAAGCACAUUAUUUCUAACAUUUCACAGGUGAAGUUAUGGACACUCUUGUCCUUCUAAUGCCACUUUUUUCACAUCACUAUCUGAGGCCUCCUUAGCUCAUUACUGUUCUUCAUUUUGUGUUCAUUUACUCUUCAGUAAGCCCUGUGCUGGCUUUUGAAGCAGGAUGCCUUAGCAAACUGACCAUAACCAUUUUGUUUUCAUAACGAGUAUAGUGGUGUUUCAUCCCCAAAAGGAUCUGAUUGUAGUUAAUAUCAAACAACUUAUGAUCAAACACAUCAUGUGAAUGUUAUAUAGACCAAAUGUAACACCUACAUUAAAAAUAAAUACAUUCACAAUGUUUACUAAAUAGUUUCAAAGACUGAGAAAUGUGAAGUUAAGCAUUGUACUGGUAUUUCCCUUGUAACAGACUUUGCAUUCAUGUUGAUAUUUCCAUCCCUGUUUUAAGCAAUAUUAUUAUAUGCACAUGUCUCCUUUUUGUAAGCCAUUUUGAGUCUCAGUCUGGGAGAAAGCUGUGAUAUAAAGGGAGGGAGAGAAGAAUGCACAUACACUCAUAUGAUUUCUCAGGCUUAUUACUGGUAUCUCCCAGCAUUAGGGACUGAAUCUGGAAAUAAAAUACUGGAUGUGCAUUCAAAGUAAUGAACACAAUUAAAAGCAUCCUUGUCAUCUCUACAAAAUGUUUCUGAGGGCAUCAAGCAGACACUGGACCUGACAUAUACAUAUACCAUAGUUAGAGCAUAUGCAAAUAUGCUUCUGUGUAACCUGGAAUAACCCCUGAUCUCUUAUUUUCCUUUGGCCAGGAAAAUAGUGAGCACUUUUAAAAUGUUAAUGCCAUUCUUUAAAGUAGAUUUCAUGGGGUUACUCUAAAUCUUAUCAACAUUUUUUUCCUGUCUUGCUGUGAAAUUUUGGAGGCCAAGCGGUCACAAGAAGAUAUAUGCAUAUUAUAAUCUUUAAAAUAAAUGUUCACAAAAAUGGCUACCUUUUGCCUAAUUUACACAUUGGCUAAAAUAGGUAUGUAUAUAUAUUCCAUAUAUUCCAGUUACACAUAUAUUUAGAUGUUUAGGAUUUGAAAAGGUAAGCACCAAAGAUGAAAUAUGCAUACAUUGACCACAUUCCAUCUUUGCAAGUUUGCAUAUUCUUGAUGUAUUGUGCCUCGCUUCAAGAGGUGCAAAAAUACUUUAAUUAAGACUAGCAAAUCCAAAGACAUUCCUUUUCAUUCCUAUUUCUGAUGUACUUGGGGAGACUUGGACUCUUCUUUGCUGACUGAACUGCUGUCAUCAGCUGUGCUAUUUGAUAUAAAAUAAACAUUUUGUCACAUUUGGUCAUUCUCAUAUCAAAUCAUACUUAUUACUGUAUUUACUCAAAUCUAAUGCUCACCUUUUUUUUGUCUAAAUCACCUUGCCAAAAUUAAAAUGUGCAUUAGAUUUACUGAUAUGGUAAUCUUAGUUCUGAGCCAAAGCAAAAGGGGAAGCUAUUUCAGGAGCACCUGGGGCUCCUAUUUGAGGGAUGUCAUCUAAUUUAAUGGUGAUGGCUCAAUGCUAUGCAAUCCUGAGGUUUGUAGUUUGAUGAGCCACCAGCAUUCUUCAGCAAAUUUCAAGACCUUGUAAAACUACAUGAUUUUAUACAAUUGAGCCAGAGCAGUUAAAUUGGAUACAUUCUACAGCACAUAUGCACCUCAAGGUUAUCUUUUCCGUUGCUGGAAGCUUUGGCGUUCAAACACUUUUGUUUUAAAAGAAGUAAUUAUAAGCAUGCAGCGACUGUAAUGCGCACCCUUUUUGUCCAAAUUACAAAGUGUGCACUUUUUGCCACUGCGUAUUACAUUUCCCAGAAAAUAGUUUUUGAAAAUUAAGGUGUGCAAUAGAUUCGAUAGUUCAUUAGACUUGAGUAAAUACGUGUAUUUUAACCUCUUAGGGGGAAAAAACAGGCACCUAACAAUUGAUUCAAAGAUAAAGACAUUGAUAAAGACCACAGAACUAGUGGUGAUAGUGAAUGUAAAAGUUACCAUAGUACAUGAAAGAAAAAUUAUCACUCCAAAUCAGAUCUUCCUGCUUGAAUCACCCACUAAUUGCGCUCACAUAUCUGCUCUGGACUACUACUAUAGUCAUUAAUUAUAUCUCAGAGCGACAUGAGGUUCCUUCCAACUCUUGUACAUAUACACUUCAAAAUGGGUUCAUCCAUUCUUCAGAAUCCAUCUUACAAACACCUACAUCUUUCCUCUGUCCCAAGAUACCACAAGACACUCAUAAUUU
Molecule: messenger RNA, 5561 nt
Organism: Anolis sagrei ordinatus
Lineage: Eukaryota; Metazoa; Chordata; Lepidosauria; Squamata; Anolidae
Gene: FYB1
Product: FYN binding protein 1
Biological process (GO): T cell receptor signaling pathway; protein localization to plasma membrane; integrin-mediated signaling pathway
Cellular component (GO): plasma membrane
Molecular function (GO): protein binding
Source: RefSeq, a predicted model, not a curated record